CAGCGGUAAAACCGGACUAGAUAUUUGGUCGCAUUUUCAAACGUUGCCUGUAGGUUCAACUAUGCCAAUAGUAUUCAUCUGAAACCUGAUAUUUUCUUUACUUAUGCUUUAUUAACAAGUUAUUUGCAGAUGGAGUUAAUGACAGAACGUUAUUUCCAAAAACCACUACGACUGAGUCACAGCGCAUCAAAUUUGCCAGAUAUCGUGCAAUAUGCAAGAUCUGGAUCUUCAGGAAGAUUUGACGAUAUAGCAGAAGGCAGUUAUCCAGCUAUUUAUACGCACAGGAAUAUCAAAUCAUUUGCACCCUGGCGCCCCAAGUCUCAUUUUUCCCCCGAUCGGUUAUCUUAUUUUAAUGAUACUAAGUCAGGAAAAUCACUGGGUCCCAUUGUUAACGUUACUGGAGAUUCGCUAGGUUUGCAUGAACUGGAGGGUUUAAGAAUUCCUUCUAUAUACUCAGCUGCACGCAACGCUCUCUACACAAGAUAUACGCCGGCCGACUGGACUAGGGGUAACUUAACGCGGCUGUCAAAUUCAGAGCAGGCUAUGAAGAGAGCUGAACAUAUAAGAGAAAAUGGAGAGCGUUUGGGAGUUGAAGCAGAUGACAGAAUUAAACGAGCACAACAGGAAGUCGGCAGACUACUUGGUCAAAGAAUUAAUGAUAUCAAUUAUAUGAAACAUGAAUUAAAUAAUGAAAUUGAUGCACUUGUUAAUGAAAUGAAUAAAUUAAAUGAAUCUAAAAGAAUUGCUGAAAAAUCAUUUGCCGAAAUUGAAAAUCCAUUACAUAUUACACAAGAAUGUUUAUAUCAUCGGGAAAAACGUCAAUCUACUGACCUUGUACAUGAUCAACCAGAAAAAGCACUUUUAAAAGAAAUUGAUGGAAUAAAAAUUUGUCAAGAACAAAUUAAAAAUAUUAUAAAUCGUGCUACAGCACAAUUAAGUUUAUGUCGUAGUGUUCAACAUGAAUUAGAACAAGAUAGUUCAGAUAAAUUUAGAGCAUUACAAUUGGAUCAAUUAGCUCAUCAAUUACGUAAUUCAUCGGCUAAUAUUGCUUUAUAUGGUGAUAUUGAAAAAUUAGAAAAAUGGAUGAGUGUACCAGAAAAAUGGGCUGAACAUACAAGUGCUAAUUUAAAACGUUCUCAAGCUGAACGUGCAGCAAGUCGAUCUAUUCGUGAAGCAAUUGAACACUGUUUAGGAUCAACAUUCAGUAAGAUACGUGAUUUAUGGUCUUCAACUAAUGCAUGCUUAUCUCAACGUAUACAAGAAACAAUGGAAGCUAAGAAUAGAAUACAAGUUCAAUUAGAAAAAAUUAAUCAAGAAUUAUUUGAUGUUGAGAAGAAUAUAGAAUAUUUAAAACGAUGUAUAGCUGAUAAACAAGCACCAUUAAAAGUUGCUAGGACAAGAUUAGACUUACGUAAUCGACGUCCAAAUAUUGAAUUAUGUCAUGAUGAUCCACAUGAAAGAUUAUUACGUGAAAUAGGAGAAUUACAAGAAUCAAUUGAUCAACUUAUUCAACAAUUAAAUAAUACACAAAUUAUACAUCAAGAUUUAUUAAAUAAUAAAAGUCGUUUAGAAAUGGAUUUAUCUAUUAAAACAAAUAGUAUUUAUAUUGAUCGUGAAAAAUGUUUAGGUUUACGUAAAACAUUUCCAAUGAAUCCUUCAUUAAUUGCACCAGUUUAAUGUAUGGCACACUUUUUUCGUUUCACUUUUUUUCUAAAAAAAAAAGAAAAAAAAGAUAUUAGAAAAGAAAAAAACAACGUAGUAACUAUCUAUAUAAAUAGACAAGAAGUAUAUUUUUUUUUUGUUUCCAACGUGACAGUCUAUUUUAAUUUUUAUAUUAUUUAUAAAUAGUCAAAAAAAAAUAAUGUAUGAUAUUUGUAUUAUGUCUAUUUCUAAUCAUAGUAAUAGUAGUACAGGAUUAUAUAUACACCCCCCUCUCCGUUAAAUUUUAUUCAUCACUCAUUUAAUUCAUUUUGCACUAUAUUUUUUUACGCUUUAUUGAUUAGUUAAGUUGUAGUAACAUAGUAAAUUAUAUAUGUGUGUAUUACAUUGUACUACAUGAAUGUACUCCUAUAUAUUUGUUGUACUAUUGUAAUGUAAAGGAUAACUUAUAUUUUCAUCAGUUCUAGGGAAUUUGAAGAAGAUAACUGAUUGACUGAUUGAAGAAUACAUUCAUAAAUAUAUAUACACAUAUAUAUACAUUGAUUUGUAUUUUUUUUAAAAUGAUAAGUAGUAUAUAUGUAUUCCAUUAGGUAAACUUUUGAUCAUGGGUAGUUUUUAUUAAAUAAAAUUCUCUUCCGUUUUUUUCCUAUUUUUUACUCAAACCAUUUUCUUUUUUUUUCUUUUCUAAAGACAAAAUAGUUUUUGUCUUCAUUAUUUUUUUCUUGAAUUUUGUUUUAUACUACUGUUAUUAUGAUUAUCAGUAGUUUAAGUAGUAUAGUUUUGAGUGAUAUGAUUCAUCAUUAUUUGUUUGUUUGGUUGUCUUUUUCUCUUGUUAAAUAUAACAAUAUAUAUAUAUAAUACAACACCGGCACAACUGUGAUAAUUGUACAAACUUAUUAAAUAAUCAAUAUAAUAAUAACAUUAUUGAUUGUGAUAUGGAGACAAAAAAAAUUUAAAAAAAAAUAAAUAUUGAUUAUUAAUGAAUUGUAAUAUUGAUUUUUCAAUUCAUUCAUUCAUUUAUUGAUUAAUCAGGUUAUGGAGUAUUGUAUUGUUUUAUUCUUUACAUUUAUUGAUUUAUUCAGUUUGGUUAAUGUAAUAUGUAAUUCAUGUUGGGUAUUUAUGAAAUGCUUUUUGUUUUUCGUUUUUUUUUUAAACUUUAAUUCUUUUAUAAAUAUCGAUGUUAUGCCGUCGUCUAUAAUAAUAAAAAACUAUAAAUAUCUUUGUCGAUUGAACAGAUUAUGUCUUUCUUAAUAGUAUUGUUAUCAUUAUAAUUAAUAGUACUAGUAUUAUUUAUGAAAUUAAUAAUAUGUUAGUACUUACAAUUGUGUGAACUUACUUUAUUUUGAAUGAUUUGGGGGGGGUUCGUGUUAUUUUUUUAGCGAGUUAGUUUUCUAUGGGGAUGGGUUGUUUAACCCUACAUUCUUAACCCUCUUCCUUUAUCCGAGCUUGUGACCGGCAAUAGACCCAGAAGUGCUCCAGGUGGAGUUAAUUGUGUAAAUUUAAUAAUAAUUAAAAUGUUAAUAAUAUAUUACUUACUUACGCCUGUUAC
This is a messenger RNA of Schistosoma rodhaini, 3208 nucleotides long. The record is from the annotation of a GenBank genome assembly. Lineage: Eukaryota; Metazoa; Platyhelminthes; Trematoda; Strigeidida; Schistosomatidae.